AGGGCUACACCCAUCGAACAUCGUAAGGGGGUAACCAAACAAACAGUGUGACACGAUCCAACUUUGGAGUUUCUUUAGUUGACUAUGGCGAUUCACUCUUUGAAACGUUACCUUUGUGCUGCCAUGGUGUUCAGCCUGCCGGGAAUGAUGUUUAUGUUUACAUUUACUUAUGACCAUUUAAAACAAAUGUCGAAGUUUCGUGUCAACCCAUUUGUCCGAACUAUUCAGCAGUUUGACGCACCGACAAGCAAGGGCAAUACCAGCACCAAUCGCACAGGUCAUUUUGUUUCAACACCAGGACCUGUGACUGAAACUCCUCGAGUAAUACUGACAACAGUCUGCCCGAAAUUAACAGAUAUUAAAAAUUUAGUUCACAAAAGGGAAAUAGAUUUGAAGUCUUCUAAACCACAACACGAGACAGAUCAACUUAUCUUUGGUGAUCAACUGGAUAAAAUUAGAAACACCAUCACAAGAGGAAACAAUGAAAUGCAGAAGCUCGUUGAGACUGCUAGAAAAAAGAAGAGCGCCCUCAGCCGCCCACUUAUGGAGAGUCUGUCUGCGCCUGAGGUGCGAUGUGGUAAUUACUUGUACUUGCCCGGUGGGCAUUGGAGACCAGCAACUUGCAAGCCAAUAUGGAAGGUUGCUAUACUGAUUCCGUAUCGAGACCGUCCUGUACACUUGUUACAGUUUGUGUAUUACAUGGUGCCUUUCUUAAUGAGACAACUCCAUGAGUUUGCUAUUUAUACCGUUAACCAGGCAGGUGUUGAGCCCUUCAAUCGUGGUAUGCUAUUCAACGUUGGUUUGUUAGAGUCACUCAACUUCACUCACUGGGACUGUGUCGUCAUGCAUGACGUCGAUCAUAUACCUCAGAGUGACUUCAAUCCCUAUGGGUGUGUAGAUAUGCCUCGACACUUCAUUGGACACUCCGAUAAAACUGGAAUGAAGACACCUUACCUUAGAUCAUUUGGAGGAGUGUCAGGUUUGACCAGAUUACAGUUCUUCAAGGUUAACGGCUACAGUAAUAAGUACUGGGGAUGGUGCUGUGAAGACGAUGAUCUCAGUGACCGGAUACAAAAGAAUAAACUCAAAGUAACACGAUACGGAAAAGAUGCCUUCUUCAGAGUUAUCGAGAGCAAUCAUGUAGGAAACGGGACACGAUCUAAAGAAAAUUGGAAAAACUACAUGACAAGAGCUAGGCGAAUCAAAACUGACGGUUUGAAUAGCAUCGUGUACGAUCCGCCACAUCUGGAAUUCUACUCUCUGUAUACAAACAUAUCUGUUAGGUUAGACCCCUUGCAUGUAACGUCACACUCUAAAACAGCGCCCUCACGUGAGUCGAAAGGCGCCCCCACUCGGGUCAAAGGAGGCAGAUGAUUGGACGAUAGCUGUUCUGCGUGCGCGUCUGUUUGGGGAACAGGUUGGGGAUACAAGAGGAUCACAAAACAAGUCUUUCUGGCGAUGGCACGGGAUUGGGACUUGAGUCAAGUCUACCAAAAAGCAUGAAUGGUAGACGCAUUGUUCGGAAGAACGUAAACACCAUCAUCAUUUUGUGUACGUUUUGACGCACAAAAGGGUGGACAUGAGACACGCGUAUGUGCGCGUUAUGCGUGUGGUCUAUUAGGGCAGAAGAUCAUGCUAGAAUUUAUUCAUGUAUACCUCUUACGAAAUUUUACAUGGGGGGAUUGAAAAGAUACCGGUCUCAUUGCCUCACUUAUAAAAUGGGUCAUAAAAGCGAUCCGGGUGUUUUUAGAAGUGUAAAUUAUUUUCCGAGUUCUGUCGGUAAACUAUUUCAGAAUGUUAUUAGAAAUCGUCUAGAUCAUAGAUUACAGACGUUAAAGGGAGUGAGGCAGUUUUGAGUGAUACUUGUGUGGAUCAUCAUAUUCUAUUUUUAAAACAUCUUUCUAACCCAUGCAUUUCAUAAC
Molecule: messenger RNA, 1922 nt
Organism: Asterias rubens (European starfish)
Lineage: Eukaryota; Metazoa; Echinodermata; Asteroidea; Forcipulatida; Asteriidae
Product: beta-1,4-galactosyltransferase 6-like
Exons: 7
Coding region: 85-1374 (429 amino acids)
Biological process (GO): carbohydrate metabolic process
Molecular function (GO): UDP-galactose:glucosylceramide beta-1,4-galactosyltransferase activity
Source: RefSeq, a predicted model, not a curated record